Ostrea edulis (European flat oyster) is the source of this 721-nucleotide messenger RNA. RefSeq lists its product as uncharacterized. Lineage: Eukaryota; Metazoa; Mollusca; Bivalvia; Ostreida; Ostreidae. The coding region runs from base 304 to 666 and encodes 120 amino acids. The record is from RefSeq and is a predicted model, not a curated record. The transcript is spliced from 5 exons.
CAACAUUUCAAAAGGUCGUAGUAGUAUAUUCUGCUUACGCAACUUUCGAAAUAGAGUAGGAAACACAUUGGGGAUUGUCACGUACACCACUCAUGUGUUAUGAACUUGUGAGGAAGGAAGGUGACCGACAUCAAAAUAUUGAUCUGUGAAGCAAAAGAAUUCUAUCAGAGUUUAUAAAACUGUCCUGGACAAGAAAAAUGACGUGAUAAGCAAAACUGAAUUAACGCGAAUUUUCUCAGCACUGGAUUUGUCCGGCAUAAAUAUUAUAAUUUGGGACAAUUAACAAAUCGAACGUUUAGAGGAAUGCCUGUGGAAAGCUUAACGUCGCACGAGGUAGACCAUAAGCAGAUAAAGAAAUGGGAAGAGAAGCUGAGUGAAGAAGAGAGAGCUAGACUUGCUCUUAUAGAGUGGAGAAAGGACCAGAAGUAUGACUUCAAAAGCCCCUUGAUUGAGUAUCCACAACUGGGUAUCGGAAUUGGUGGAAUAAUUGCCAUUGUCGUUGGUAGAGCUCUUUACUACAGACCCUAUCAGAGGAAGAUAGCAAGACAAUAUGGAAAAGUCGAAUUUUCCCAGUACCUUGUACAAACCAGAAUCUCUGCAACCAGUGAUACUUGUCAGGUUCAGUGUGUGUUUCAUCAAGAAAAUGGACAUGUAAAAUCAGUGUAGUUUUGCUUUAGAUCUUUGCUGCUUCCCUGAAUGAAUAAAAUCGCCAUGGAAUAUU